Neodiprion virginianus is the source of this 5350-nucleotide messenger RNA. RefSeq lists its product as uncharacterized. Gene Ontology annotation, cellular component: membrane. The transcript has 12 exons. Bases 828 to 3359 code for a protein of 843 amino acids. Lineage: Eukaryota; Metazoa; Arthropoda; Insecta; Hymenoptera; Diprionidae. The record is from RefSeq and is a predicted model, not a curated record.
GUCAGUAAGUAACUCACAGUCAGUCACGCGGCCGACAUCGCGCUGUGCAGAACUCUGCACUGGUAAUUGUAUUCACCGAUUGGCGGGAUGUGAAGGAGGAACUGUGAAAGGAGAAUAAGAGAAAAAAAAAUAAUAAUAAAAAAAAAAAAAAAAAGAAAAAUAAAUAUUUACAACAAAGGUAUCGUUUGGAAGAUAUUUUCACUGUUUUACCGAUUUCGAGGUGAAAAAUUUCAACUAAGUCGAAUCGAAUUUACUUAGGAUCUGUGGUCGAUAAUUUUUAAACAAUUAAAUCAAUCACCAAUCUUUCGAUAAUAUCAAACUUCGACAAAAGUUAGAAACGAAAUAAUGCAACUCGUGCGUUGAUAUUGCUAACCGCGCGAUCGAUAUCCUACAAUUCGAUCAGUAACGUUAACGAUCCAGUCUUCUCCAGUAACGGGGUAUUGGAUAUUAUUUAAUGAUUUUAUAACGGCGUGUAAUAAUCGCAAGAAUAGACUGAUGAUAAAAAAAUAACGACUUUUGCCAAAUAUAUUUAUUCAAGCUCGGCACUCGUAGCGAGUAUAAGAAUAGUGUGUAAAAGUGCAUUCGAUUGAUAACUGUGGAUUAAUAAUGAAAUUAAAAGGAUCGAGCCAGAUAUUUUUGCCAUGAGGUAGUCGGAGGAAAAAUCAACGCAAGUGUUGGAAAACCGUGAGGAAAAGGGAUAGAAGCUUUUUCCUAACGAUUCAGUAUUCCCCUGAACUUUUCUAGUAUUUUUGUUCAAGUUUUUGUUACUUUACUCUGAUUGCUGUUGUUGUUGUUUUCACAUCGUGAUAAUAAUAAAAAGCCGCAAAAUGAUGCUGCUCAGGAGUUUCUUCAGACGAAUAAUCACCGACUUCCGGCACAAGGAGUUACUUCCGUUGAAGCUGUUGUUUUUCGUUCAGGCAGCGACAUUGUACGUGCUUUAUCCUUACCUGACAAUCCACAUGCGAGAGCUGGGCAUAAGCGUCGAAGAAACAGCAAUAAUGAGCGCAGUUACACCUGUGGUGGCAAUAGUAAUGCCACCUUUAGCCGGCAUGAUAGCGGACAGAAUCGGAAACUUCAAGAUAUUGCUGUCGCUGUUUUCAUCCCUUGGAGGAGGAGCAGCCCUUCUACUGCUUCUCGUACCCGUAGGAAGAGUGACUGUCCGAUUUCCCGAGAGGAUUGUAAUGGACCUUGGCUGUCCGGGAUCGAACGGUGAUCUCGUAUACACAAUGAGCCAGGUACACCCCUGCGAUACAAAACUCGCCCCGGAAAUCGCUACGCGAAUAGAAAGCUGCGGGUACAUUUGCCACGUCGAUUUGCACAACGACACCGAGGUACAGGCAGUCCUGACAUCCAGGGGAUACACCGUCAGGCAUUACGAUCUUACAACGGGUUUAAACAUUUCGUAUAAAUACACGAUUUCGAAAUCCGAAUUACCACAGACGGUAAUUAAAACUACGGUAGACGACGUGAGGGAGCAUCGUUUACUUUCUAACAAUGAUUUCUACAAGACCUCGAUAAGGCAGCUCUCAAAAAGUACUUACUUCUUUCCAACGAGCGAACUCUACGAAUUCACCUGCAGAGAAUCAAACCCCACGAUAAACGAGACUCGGUGUUCCUUUGGACGAUUCGGAAACAAGGGAAACAAAAGCAGAGAUGUGAAUUAUCACAACUACAAAUCGACGCUGAGGCUUUUGAACGCCACUGACAUAGACACGCUGGAAGCGAAACGGAGAUACUUGGGUGAGGCGAUAUCUUGGACGGGGAAACCCGGUUUCCAAAGACCAAAUUGCACCAAUCCUGACCGGAAGGAUCAGCGAGUCGUCCUUACGGUACCGUUGGUGAAUUACACCGCCGGCAAUGAGGUCUACAAGUCGUUGGUCGUCGACGGAUGCAGCAAAAGGUGCGUCGUUACAGCGCCAAGGAAGGAUGUCUGUUCUAACAUGAACACGCAGAUCGAGUACGACGUCAGUUUGACAUUUUGGCUGUACCUUGCGAUCAGGGUUUUCAUCGGUAUGAUAGGUGGAACGGCAUUUGCGAUGUUCGAAGGAGCGGUUAUAGCGAUUUUGAGGGAUCAGAAAGCUGAUUACGGACUGCAAAGGAUAUAUGGAACGAUAGGUGGAAUGAUAUCGUCUCUCCUCUCAGGGCUUUUGAUAGACUACGCUAGCAGCGGAAAAGAAUAUACGGAUUUCAGACCGGCCUUCUACCUCUACGCGGGAUUAAAAAUCAUUUCCGGUUUGCUCAUGCUGACGAUAAAUUUGGAAUUCAAAUCUCCCGCCAAUAACGUCGUCAGCGACGUGAUGAGCGUUCUUAAAAACAUCGAAAUCGUCGCGCUCUUCAUAGCUUGCUUUGUUCUGGGAACUGCAUGGGGCUACAUCGAGUCCUUUUUAUUCUGGCUCCUCCAGGACUUGGGGGGCUCGAGAUCGCUCAUGGGGAUAACGAUAACGGUCGGUGGCCUCGCGGGAAUUCCACUGCUCGUCAUGUCCGGUCCGAUAAUUGAAAAAAUCGGUCACGCGAAUGUACUUUUCAUCGGUUUCAUUUUCUACGCGGUACGGCUCUUAGGAUACUCGCUGAUCUACAAUCCCUGGCUGUGCCUGAUAUUUGAAGCCCUUGAAUCAGUGACUUCAUCCCUGAGUUUUACAGCGGCCGUUACUUACGCGGCGAAACUUUCAACUACGACGACGGAUAGCUCAAUUCAAGGUCUCCUAGGCGGGCUUUAUUACGGUGUUGGCAAAGGAUCAGGGAGUCUGAUAGGCGGCUACCUGAUGAAGGCCUUCGGCACGCGGCCAACGUACCAAAUAUUUUCAGGGAUGUCGCUUGUGACCGGUAUAGUGUAUUUCCUGUUCAAUGCGCUUUACCUGAGAAAGCGACCGCAGGUGGAGGGCAACGAUAUAGUGAAAAAGAAGCCGAAGAAGGUUGAAAAUGCAGAGGGCGAGUCGCAGACGGGAGCUGAAACCGAACCGAAGGAAAAAUCGGGGGUGAUAUUCGCAAAGGAUAAAAUAUCCUACGGUUCGGAGAACAAGGCGUUUUCGGUUGCUGACGACGUGGAUGUCGAGGAAAGAGCCGCGGAAAAAACUAAACAAGAUAUGUACGAGGCUAAGGAAAUCGAAGCGAUUAAAAACGCGAGGAAUCUCGACAGGAUAGAGAAAAUUGACGAGGCUGAGAGGAACGGGGGAAAUGAGAUCAAGGACUCGAAGGACGAGUCCGUGACCGAUGACGUAGAAAGCGGAGACGGAAGUACCUUGAAGGUCGCCGGCGCACUAAACGGAAGUACCAAUCUCGCGUACGACAAGGAGGACGAAGACGUUGAUGCGGGAAAGUGCAACGUCACGAUCGAGAAGCAGCCCGAUGAUAGAAAAUAAAUUAAUUUACGGGGAUAAUUCACGAUCGUAUUGUUAAAGGUGAAUAUAUGUUUUUCGAAGAAAGUAGAAAAUUAAGUAUCGUCGAAUGUAGAGAGAAAAAAAAAAAAUACGUCAAUCGACGUUAGUUGAAUUCACAAACGGUGAUUUUUAAGACAUCAAGAAUUCGAAACCGCAGAUUGCAAGCCCGAAUCGAAAUAGUAUCGACCAAAAUUCGGACCUCCGUAACAAACUCGAGUACAAAAAAAAAAAUUCCUCGGUUAGAUCGUGAAGAUCAAUGCAGAUUUUUGUGACUCCUUGUUUUCAAUUUAUGCAACACAAUUUAUUCAGACCCGAUUAGUGUGGAUCGUUCAAUUCGCCGAAAAGAAAGAAACGAUUUCUGAGGAUUUUUAAAACGAGAUCCCGGUCGAUUUUGCGAAUAAAAAACGUAACAUAUAUUUGGCACCCAGGUCUGCUUAAAAAAAAAAAAAAAAGUUUAUACCGAUGAUAUAUUAAGCACAAAGCUUAAUCUUCGCGAUAGAACGAAGAGAAAAUUGGAUAAGAUAAAGAUCUAUAGACUGUGAUUUUCAAACAAGUUCAAGGCAAAUAUGUCGAAGGUAGCGCCAACUGGUGAUGGCGUUGAGAACCGGUGUAACUUUCACGUCAUUCAAAAACAGUUGUAGACAUACUCGCGAAUUUUUUUUAUAGAUGAACUUUAGCGAUAAGUAUUUCUUAAUUUUUUUUAUUACCCUUUAUUCUAUGCCGUUAUAAAAAAAGAAUUCGUCACACGUAGCGUGAAUAUCAGGCGAGACAUCAGGUAAAUAGUAAUAUAAAAAAAGUAUAAAAAUGACGGCGUAUAGACGUUAUAAAUUAUAGAUAAGCUCUGCACACAUUUGAAAUACGAUUAAACAAAUGAGUGUAAAGUGAUUUUUAUUUACCGUGUAGGUAGUAUAGAUAGGUAUAUAAUUAUAGUAAUUAGGUAUAUGCAUAUUAAUAGAGAUAUCAUUUAUAUCGACGUUUGAUACACACGUUACGUUUCAUUAUUUAUAUUUUUCUUGAUGAUAAUAACGAUGAAGAUGUUAUUCACAACUAUCAUAUUAGUUUGUAAAAGGGGCAAAGAAAAAAUGAUGACAAAACAAAACAAGCUUCUGGAAGAAUAGUCUAUACCCAGUUUUCGUACUAUUUUCAACUUUGGUACGCGGAAAAUAACGUGAUGUAGAUUUUACAUUCCCUGUGGUAAAUAUACAUAGAAAACACUUUUUUCGAGUCAAAUCUUACACCAAUUGUGGUAUAAGUACCUAAGCAUAACUAAUUGUAACUUUCGCUAUUGGUUUUGUAACUCUCAUAAUCAGAUUUUUAAAUCUUGCCGCAGUUGCUAUAGAUUCAAAUCCAAAAAAUUGCUGUCCGUAUAUUUAACACGGGAGAUGUAAAAGCUGAGAUAUUUUUCUUUCCGUGUAGUCGGUUUCUUUGAUUGAAAAAACCUCCAUUCAUGCUCCCGAUUGAUCUAAGAAAAAUGAUUAACAAUACCUAAAUACCUGAACGUGUGCAAAUAACUGCGCAAAGAUAGUGCAGAAAUUAAAAUGUAAUCAGAGAUUACUCGAUCAAAUCACUCGGGUCGCACACGCAUAAAUAAUAGUGAGAUUUCAUAGCAGGAAACAAUGCGAUGGGAGAGACCGGGGUCUGAUAUUUAAGACGUAAAACUAAGGCACGCAAGGUGCGGGUGAAUAUUGUAAUAAUAAAAGUAACGUUAAAAGUAAAUUUAAUUUAGCGUAAGAAACGAGUCGACCAGGCCUCCCCUGCAUUUAGAUAUUAGCGAUUAGCAUUUAGAUGAUAUAAGUUAGAAAGAAACGAGGCUACUUUUUUGUGUAUCCCAAAAUUCGUAGAUCAUGUACCGAAUACUGUACGUGUAUGUAGGUACUUUUAGUAUAAUCACUGUCGCAAUUAUUGCGAACAACUGUUAACCACAUGCUGAUAUGUUAAUUACUGUUGAUGAAUAAAAAAAUGUUGGAAAAUUU